This is a messenger RNA of Gossypium raimondii (Peruvian cotton), 874 nucleotides long. RefSeq lists its product as uncharacterized. Lineage: Eukaryota; Viridiplantae; Streptophyta; Magnoliopsida; Malvales; Malvaceae. Bases 234 to 623 code for a protein of 129 amino acids. The record is from RefSeq and is a predicted model, not a curated record. Gene Ontology annotation, biological process: mitochondrial respirasome assembly. The transcript is spliced from 4 exons.
UGCAGUGAUACAAGAAAUAAAGUAUGGUAGAAAAUUAAAAAGAAAAUAUUGAUAAUCUUCUACCACUUUCUUCUUCGCGACAUCCAAUCUACUCUCCCUUUUAGAUCAACAUUGAAGCAUUUCGAAAAUUUUAAAUAUUCUUUCCCAUCCAAAAUCCUUCUUCAACUUUAACCUCAAAUUAAUCAAAAUAUUUUACUUGUACUAAAUUUGUAUUUGUUUUUAGAAAAUUGACUAUGAAAGAAGCGAAAUCAGUUAAAUUGAAUUCACAGCAACAUCAACAGCACGAAAACGGUCACUUCUCUCCGUUCAAAUUCGCUAAGUUAUUGGAUCCAGAAGCUUCUUGGGACAAGGAUCAAUUAGGAGAUGUAUUGCAUUGGAUUCGACAAGUUGUAGCUCUUUUCUUUGGCUUGUUAUGGGGAGCAAUCCCAGUGGUUGGAGGCAUUUGGAUCUUCAUUUUUCUGGCCAUAUCCACUGGUAUUAUAUAUGGCUAUUAUGCAAUGAUACUGAAGAUCGAUGAAGAAGAAUUCGGUGGUCAUGCAGCCCUUCUCCAAGAAGGGCUUUUUGCUUCAAUGACUCUCUUUCUGUUGGCGUGGAUUCUCGUAUACAGCUUGGCCCACUUUUGAUACGCAUUUUAGCAUCAACUCUGCUGCCCUCUGUUUCUAAAUUCACAUUUCAAGGAUCUCUUUAGAUGAGGAACAAUUCAUUAUCUCUGAAAACAAUGAGAAACUUUCUUAGUUGAGAAAUGCAAAUAGCUUUUAUUUCCUUUUACGACAUUCCGAUUUUGCAGAACAUGAAGUUUUUUUUUUCCUUUUAUCAUGGUAUGUGUAUAUUUGAUUUCAGUUUAUGGUACAAAGCACCUGAUGCUAGACUAAAA